Messenger RNA from Cylicostephanus goldi, 416 nucleotides. The record is from the annotation of a GenBank genome assembly. Lineage: Eukaryota; Metazoa; Nematoda; Chromadorea; Rhabditida; Strongylidae.
AUGAAUGUGGGAUUGCUGGCCCUAUCCGGUGUUGUAUGGUUUAUGGCCAUUAAGAAGAUUAUCGUGAGAAGGCAUGAUAUCAGAAAGAUGCUGAAAAAUCUCGUUUCUCGGCCUAGAAGGCAAGCUCGUCCACGAGUCGAGAUAAUACACGUAAGUUUCACCGGAGAGUGUGUCAAACUACCGUAUGCUACCGUAUCUCAGCCAAUGGAUUCAUUCUCAACACCACCGUCGACGCAGAGCGAUGCGAUGUCAACUAUAAGACUGAAAUUGUCCAAGUUUUCUAGUCGAGGAAGGAAGACCGGCAGAUGUCUCGUUGAGUCUUUUCGAUCAAGCUCUCCUCCAUCGUCAGCUCCCAGCGAGCAUCUUAGUGUGAGUGAACUGCAUCAAAUGCACUGCAGUCGAAAUUCGAGGUGAGC